Messenger RNA from Nezara viridula (southern green stink bug), 366 nucleotides. The record is from the annotation of a GenBank genome assembly. NCBI's taxonomy places the organism in Eukaryota, Metazoa, Arthropoda, Insecta, Hemiptera, Pentatomidae.
AUGGACAGAGCUGGGAGCCGGAGAAUUGGAUCAGGUUUCGCCACCUCGGACUUAAUCGGGUCAUGGCUUCAAGUCCUUCCUCUGCUGUUCGCCGCUGUCAGCGCAGGGAUCAUCGGCGCCCCUCUGGCCCAUGGCCCCGCCCUAGCGAUCGGACACCACCCUCUGGUGGCGGCCCCCGUGGCAGUGCACACCCCCUUGGUGGCCACCCACGCCUCAUCUUACGCUAAUACAGUGCGAGUGGUCCACAAUUCCGUUCCAGUAGUGAGGACAGUGGCCGCUCCAGUGGCUGUCCACGCUCCAGUGAUCGCUGAGCCGAUCUCCCUCAGCCACGGCUCGCUCCUCCACGGCUACCAUGGCUUCCAUUGA